CAAUAAACUCCUUUUGACAUCUGAUGUUUCUCACAUCACUCGAAAGAGUAAAACAAGACGUAAACAUUGAUUGCCAGCACGGAACAAAAGAUGGACUACGAAAACGAAAAGGUUUUGAAACUAGUGUUUCCUGAUCAGUAUGAAGAACUACUGAACAGUGAAAAUUCCAACGAUAUAUCUGAUUAUUUGUUCAAACUAGGAUCGUUCAAAAUAGAUCAGCUCAAGAAGGAGAAAAUACGGUUGUAUGAUGAAACUAUGCAAAACGUAGAACAAACCCAGGAUCUGGCGGUGAACAAUUACAAAAAAAUCAUCGAGACGGCUGAGUGCUCUCGGGAAAUCUAUCGGAAAUUUGUUGACACGGAAAAGUGUGCCGAAGGCCUCGAAAAGAAACUACCGGACUUCGCGGAUACUUGUCAAAAAUUUUUGGAGUCUUCGAAGAACAUCAAUGCCGCUCGUAGACUCAACUCAUUAACAUUGACUCGCAAUGCAGAACUAUUGGAAAUAUUGGAAAUACCGCAAUUGAUGGAAACAUGUAUUAGAGAAGGAAAAUUUGAUGAAGCGUUAGAACUAGCAGCUUACGUACAGCGAGUUGGUAGUAAACAUGGUCACAUUCCGGUCAUAGCUAACAUUCAAUCAGCUGUGGAAGCUGCGUGGCACACUAUGUUGAUUCAGUUACUUUCACAGCUUCGAUCGGAUUUGCAAUUGCCAAAAUGUCUACAGGUAGUGGGAUAUCUGAGAAGGAUGCAGGCAUUUACAACGAUAGAGCUCAAGCUUAAAUUCCUUCAAAUUAGAACCAGUUGGUUUAGAAAUUUACUAGUCAAAAUUCCACAAGAUGAUGCUCAUAUGCAUCUGACAAAAACAAUAGAAGCAACACGAGUUAAUCUUUUCAAUAUUAUCACCCAAUAUCGGGCAAUAUUUUCGGAGGAUGACGAUACUUCUUCAUCUAGUUUCUCAACUAUCUCUACGGAUCAGUAUUGUGGUGAUGAAAGCAAAAUAUUUCAUAGUUGGCUUCAUGAUCGAAUAGUUGAAUUCAUUGAUACACUCGAGAAAGAUCUUUCUACGAAUGAGAUUAGUUCCUAUGAUACUAUUCUCGGGCAGUGUAUGUAUUUUGGACUUUCUUUCAGCAGAGUCGGAAUCGAUUUUCGAUCUCUAAUCGCGCCCGUCUUCGUUAAAGUCAUUGGUCUGAACUUUCAAACGUCGAUUGUAAAAAUUACGCACCAAUUUGAACAGGAUCUAGAGCGAUAUACGUUAAUCAACAAAGUUCCCUCUAGCAUCAAAAGAACGAAAGCAUUAGACAAUGUGGAGAACAGCAACCAUCCUCCUGAAAGUUUGCUUGACUUCACUCCAUUGGCAACAUACUGCAAUGCAGUUCUGAUGGUCUUCAACGAACUUCGUCUUUGCGCUCCAAUUGCACUGGCAUCGACAGUCUCCGAAGUUCUGGAAAGCUCCCUAAAAAAGCUGUGCAAGAAUAUACUUUCAUUUUACCGUCAGGAACAACAGGCCUUUACUGCUCUGGAGCGAGAGUGCUUUAUCCGGUUCUGUUCAUGUUUCGCAUAUGAUUUGCUUCCCUAUUUACAACGGUGUAUUCAUUUGAUAUUUCCUCCACCGACAAUCGCAAAUCAUCUCGGCAUAAACGUGCUUACGCUGCAAAAACACGAAAUAACCUAUUUCAGUCAAAAACUGAUAUUGGAACCAAUCGCAAAUCUGUUGCCCGAUAAGAUUGAUGCCGUUAUUAAGCAGGUUACAGAGGCCAUCAUUGGAUCGCGUGUUCAACCGCCAACAGCUGAUGAGAGUGAUAAUCCGACCGUCGAUAAGAACGACGAAUAGCCAAAUGCUUCUUACUCUAUCUCAGUCUGGCACAUUGAUCAGAAACUUGGAUUGAACUAAUUAGCUAAAGAUAAGAUACGUGUUGUGUGAUGUUAGAAGCCGUCGCCAGCUGGUACCACAAAUUACUAAGCUACUGGAAGUUGAUAAAUUUAUUGUGAUUUAAUAUAAUGGGUCACUUUACACUGAUUAAUAAAAAUACCAGUUUUAUCCGGGCCAACAAACUUGAGAGACCUUACCUCUUUGUUUGUUGUUUCUACUGAA
Malaya genurostris is the source of this 2088-nucleotide messenger RNA. It is a transcript of the gene Cog8, whose product is annotated as conserved oligomeric Golgi complex subunit 8. The transcript has 4 exons. Gene Ontology annotation, biological process: intra-Golgi vesicle-mediated transport. Gene Ontology annotation, cellular component: COG complex. Lineage: Eukaryota; Metazoa; Arthropoda; Insecta; Diptera; Culicidae. The coding region runs from base 91 to 1827 and encodes 578 amino acids. The record is from RefSeq and is a predicted model, not a curated record.